AUGGGUGGUUACAUUCCUUUUCUGAAGGCAGCAAGGACACUGUGCCCCAGAAUCAUGCCCCCUUUGCUGUUGCUGUCUGCCUUCAUAUUUUUAGUCCUGGGAGGAGCCCAGAGACACAACCCAGAGGGCAAGACAAAGAUGAUAUCAAUACACAGUCUCUUCGAGCUGGAGCGUCUGAAGCUGCAAGAGACUGCUUACCAGGAACUCGAGGCCAGACAUUUCCUCUCUGAAUUCAGACCUGACAGAGUUCUACCCACUGAUCACCCAAACACCUUGUUGAAGUGGUUUCUGAUUGUGAAAGGACAACAGAAGUCCAUAUCACUCAAGAUGUUUGGCCUUCGUCUGGAAGAGGUGCUGGUGAAUGAGUUUACCCUCCGUAAGCAUCUAGAACUAAGAGCCACAAUGCAAAUUGAAGAAUCUGUGAGUCAGGCUACCAGCGGCUGUCAGGGAAACCGGCUGCAAAAAGUGUUUGGCUUCAUCAGGCGUUUUUUCAAUUGCAGAGGGGAUCACCCUUCCUUACCCCAAGAGUUCACUCGCUGUGGGCAUCGAGGUGCAGUAUAUGUAGAUAGCCUGGCUGACCUGAAGAAUGGGGCCCUGCUGCUGCAGACCCUGCAGCUUUCCAGGAUUUCCUUUCCAAUUGGCCAGAGACUUCUGGGAUCCAAAAAGAAAAUGAGCCUCAAUCCAAUUGCUAAACGAGUCCCCCAGGUUGUUGAGGCUUGCUGCAAUUUUAUUGAGAAACGUGGCUUAAGCACAGUGGGGAUUUUCACUCUGGAAUACUCCGAGAAGAGAGUACUUGAGCUCCAUGAAGAAUGCGAUCAAGGUCUGGAUGCAGUACUGGAUGACACUCAGAAUGUAUAGGAUGUGGCUACACUUCUUAAGGAGUUUUUUGGCAACAUUAAGGACUCUCUGCUGCCAGAUAAUCUAUAUAUGUCCUUCCUUUUGACAGCAACUCUGAAGCCACAGGAUCAUCUUUCUGCAUUGCAAUUUCUGGUUUAUCUGAUGCCACCCUGCCACAGUGACGCCCUGGAGUGUCUGAGGAAGGCCCUGCAUAAAAUCGCUGAGAACUGUGAGGACUCCAUUGGCCUUGAUGAGCAGUUGGUUUCAGGCAACCGUAUGACUUCCACUAAUUUGGCCUUGGUGUUUGGAUCUGCUCUCCUGAAGAAGGGGAAAUUUACCAAGAAGGAGUCCAGGGAAACAAGACUGGGAAUUGACCACUACAUUGCUUCUGUCAAUGUGGUCUGAGCCGAGAUUGAUAACUGGGAUAUCUUCUUCCAGAUGCCUCCCCAUAUUCAGAGGCAGAUUGCUAAGCAUGCGUGGAAAUCCAGUCCCAAGGUCAGAUGCAGGAAUUUGAAGAAGAUCCAGAGUGCACGAAUAAAGAUGGGAGAGGAUGCUUUACUUUCUGAUCCAGUGGAAAACUCUGCUGAAGUCUGGGCUGCUGUUCUUGCUCAAAGCAAGGCAUUUGAUGAAGAUCAUUUCCUUCCUGAAGAUUCCUCUGAGGAGCCAGCUGUGCCUUCAGGCACUACCCAUUUCCAUGACGAUGAGGAAGGAGUGGGUAACCGCCCCCCCCCGCGCAUUCUGGAGCAAGAACACCCAUUGCUUCGUGUGCCCCGGGAAAAGGAGGCCAAAACUGGCAUAGGCUACUUCUUUCCUUAG
Pteropus alecto (black flying fox) is the source of this 1653-nucleotide messenger RNA. RefSeq names its product Rho GTPase activating protein 36 (gene ARHGAP36). The record is from RefSeq and is a predicted model, not a curated record. NCBI's taxonomy places the organism in Eukaryota, Metazoa, Chordata, Mammalia, Chiroptera, Pteropodidae. Gene Ontology annotation, biological process: signal transduction.